UAAGAUUACCACAAGUCAACCAAUUCUCCCCAAAUCUUAUCAAGUUAAGAUUGUUUAAUCUGAGACUUGAGGAUGAUCCAAUGCCAACAUUAGAAAAGCUACCAAAAUUAAGAGUCCUUGCCAUUGGUACUAAUAGCUUUAUGAGGGAUGAGAUGGUGUGCUCAAGAGGAGGUUUCAAUCGACUUGAAUCUCUUGAGCUUAUUGAUCUGGAAGGAUUAAAAGAGUGGAAGGGGGAGGAGAGUGCAUUGUCUAGACUUGGUUAUUUGCGUAUUAAAGAAUGCAGGGGAUUGAGGAGAGUUCCAGAUGGAUUAAGAAACAUUCUUACACUCAAUCAUAUGGACAUACGUGAUAUGCCUAAGAAAUUCAAACAAAGGAUGGAGGAAGGAGGAGAGGAUUUCUAUAAAGUCAACCACGUCACAUCUCGUGUGUUUAUCGAGUGUGAUAAAGAUUAGGUGUAAUGGUAUCGUCUUUGCACUAUUCUAUCAAAUCAACAUUUGGAGGAUUCGUUUACCAGCAUGUUCAAUAAAAUCUGGAUUGUGUUUUUGUUUGUUUUAAUUAUGUGUGUAUUUUCUCCUUGCAAAACUAGUUGUUGAAUAAGUUUGGGCUUAUGAUUGUUUUAGAGAAGGGUCAUUGGAUGUUCUUGUGGAUUAUGAAGUUGAUGCUUUAGCUGAUAAGGAGAGGCUUGAGAUGUAUGUAGUGAUGGUUUCCAUGUACAUGUGCUGUGUUCAAGAAAAUCCAUUUCUUAGACCAUAUAUGAGAAGGGUUGUUCAGAUGCUUGAAA
Molecule: messenger RNA, 781 nt
Organism: Humulus lupulus (European hop)
Lineage: Eukaryota; Viridiplantae; Streptophyta; Magnoliopsida; Rosales; Cannabaceae
Product: putative disease resistance protein At1g59780
Exons: 2
Coding region: 81-452 (123 amino acids)
Source: RefSeq, a predicted model, not a curated record